Oncorhynchus nerka (sockeye salmon) is the source of this 2112-nucleotide messenger RNA. RefSeq lists its product as uncharacterized. The transcript has a single exon. NCBI's taxonomy places the organism in Eukaryota, Metazoa, Chordata, Actinopteri, Salmoniformes, Salmonidae. Bases 1 to 2112 code for a protein of 703 amino acids. The record is from RefSeq and is a predicted model, not a curated record.
AUGGUACCGUUCCACCACACCGUUCCACCACCAUUCCACCACCGCACCACACUACCACACCGUUCCACCACCACACCGUUCCAUCACCACACCGUUCCACCACCACACCGUUCCAUCACCACACCGUUCCACCACACCGUUCCACCACCACACCGUUCCACCACCAUUCCACCACCAUUCCACCACCAUUCCACCACCGCACCACACUACCACACCGUUCCAUCACCACACUACCACACCGUUCCACCACCACACCGUUCCACCACCAUUCCACCACCGCACCACACUACCACACCGUUCCACCACCACACCGUUCCACCACACCGUUCCACCACCACACUGUUCCACCACACCGUUCCACCACCACACCGUUCCACCACCAUUCCACCACCGCACCACACUACCACACCGUUCCAUCACCACACUACCACACCGUUCCACCACCACACCGUUCCACCACCAUUCCACCACCGCACCACACUACCACACCGUUCCACCACCACACCGUUCCACCACACCGUUCCACCACCACACUGUUCCACCACACCAUUCCACCACCACACCGUUCCACCACCACACCGUUCCACCACCACACCGUUCCACCACCAUUCCACCACCGCACCACACUACCACACCGUUCCAUCACCACACCGUUCCACCACACCGUUCCACCACACCGUUCCACCACCAUUCCACCACCGCACCACACUACCACACCAUUCCACCACCACACCGUUCCAUCACCACACCGUUCCACCACCACACCGUUCCACCACCAUUCCACCACCGCACCACACUACCACACCGUUCCACCACCACACCGUUCCACCACCAUUCCACCACCGCACCACACUACCACACCGUUCCACCACCACACCGUUCCAUCACCACACCGUUCCACCACCACACUGUUCCACCACACCAUUCCACCACCGCACCACACUACCACACCGUUCCAUCACCACACCGUUCCACCACACCGUUCCACCACACCGUUCCACCACCACACCGUUCCACCACACCGUUCCACCACCAUUCCACCACCACACCACACUACCACACCAUUCCACCACCACACCGUUCCAUCACCACACCGUUCCACCACCACACCGUUCCACCACCAUUCCACCACCGCACCACACUACCACACCGUUCCACCACCACACCGUUCCAUCACCACACCGUUCCACCACCACACCGUUCCACCACACCGUUCCACCACACCAUUCCAUCACCACAUCAUUCCAUCACCACAUCGUUCCAUCACCACAUCGUUCCACCACCACACCGUUCCACCACACCGUUCCACCACCACACCGUUCCACCACACCGUUCCACCACCACACCGUUCCAUCACCACACCGUUCCACCACCACACCGUUCCACCACACCGUUCCACCACACCAUUCCAUCACCACAUCGUUCCAUCACCACAUCGUUCCAUCACCACAUCGUUCCACCACCACACCGUUCCACCACCACACCGUUCCACCACACCGUUCCACCACCACACCGUUCCACCACACCGUUCCACCACAACAUCGUUCCACCACCACACCGUUCCACCACCACACCGUUCCACCACACCAUUCCACCACCACAUCGUUCCACCACCACAUCGUUCCACCACCACACCGUUCCACCACACCGUUCCACCACCACACCGUUCCACCACACCGUUCCACCACCACACCGUUCCACCACACCGUUCCACCACCACACCGUUCCACCACAACAUCGUUCCACCACCACACCGUUCCACCACCACACCGUUCCACCACCACAUCGUUCCACCACCACACCGUUCCACCACCACACUGUUCCACCACCACACUGUUCCAACACCACACUGUUCCACCACACUGUUCCACCACCACACUGUUCCACCACACCGUUCCACCACCACACUGUUCCACCACACCGUUCCACCACCACACCGUUCCACCACACCGUUCCACCACCACACCGUUCCACCACCACACCGUUCCACCAAGCGGACAAUCUCAUUGCAAACCUGGAUUCCAUCUGUCAACAAUUACAGAGCUUUAUUUACCAGACAAACUGGUGACACUGCAGGUGACAGGAAUAAACAACUGGUCUGUUAUUGGCUGA